Messenger RNA from Arachis stenosperma, 519 nucleotides. RefSeq lists its product as uncharacterized. NCBI's taxonomy places the organism in Eukaryota, Viridiplantae, Streptophyta, Magnoliopsida, Fabales, Fabaceae. Gene Ontology annotation, molecular function: nucleic acid binding. The record is from RefSeq and is a predicted model, not a curated record. The transcript has a single exon. Bases 1 to 519 code for a protein of 172 amino acids.
AUGAAGCUAGAUGAUGCCCUUUGGGCAUAUAGGACAGCUUUCAAAACACCAAUUGGAAUGUCUCCUUACCAACUAGUAUAUGGAAAAGCUUGCCAUUUGCCACUGGAGUUGGAACACAAGGCAUUCUGGGCCUUGAAACUCUUGAACUUAGACAGCAAAGCUGCUGGAGAAAGAAGGAUGUUGCAAAUUCAAGAGUUGGAAGAAUUCAGAGCUGAAGCUUAUGAGAAUGCCAAAAUUUACAAAGAAAGAGCAAAGAAGAAGCAUGACAUCGACAUAGCCCCAAGGAAAUUUGAAGAGGGACAAAAAGUAUUGCUCUACAAUUCUAGGCUGAAGCUAUUCCCAGGGAAGCUAAAAUCAAGGUGGUCUGGACCAUUCCUUGUCACCAAGGUCUCCCAAUAUGGACAAGUAGAAAUCAUGGAAGAAAAGUCACAACGAACCUUCACUGUGAAUGGUCAAAGACUCAAACAUUACUUGGGAGAUGUGGAUGAAAAGGACAAGGUUAAAUAUCACCUCAACUGA